AUGGAUUUAACUGGAUUAGGUUUCAAAGGACGCUUUUUGUUAGUUUUAUGCAUGAUUUUUUACCUUUUCACAUCCGUUGAUGCUGAAGGGAGCUGUAAACUCAAAGCCAAAUUCAAUCUGAGGGGUUACAAAGAAGUGGAGAAGACGACGGUGGUGAUAGGCGGUAUGUUUCCCGUUCAUCGGAGCCUGAUUUCAACAGACAGCAACACCACAGACCCUCCAGAAUCUGUGGAUUGCGAGGGCUUUAACUUCCGUGCAUUCCGCUGGGCUCAGACCAUGUUGUUUGCUCUAAAAGAGAUCAACAGCAGAACAGACUUGUUACCCAAAACUGAGCUGGGUUAUGUCAUCUAUGACUCCUGCUUUACCAUUUCCAAAGCUGUGGAGGGAACACUCACCUUCCUGACAGGCCAGGACGAGGCUGUGCCCAACUACCGCUGUGGAAAUGGACCUCCUCUAUCUGCUUUGGUUGGUGCUGGAGGAUCGGAUCUGUCCAUCGCCACAGCCAGGAUUCUCGGCCUCUACUAUUUCCCACAAGUCAGUUACGAGUCAUCAUGCUCCGUUCUGGAAAGCAGGUUCCAGUACCCCACAUUCCUUCGCACCAUUCCAAGCGACGAGAACCAAUCUGUUGCGAUGGCAAAACUGGUCCUUCGUUUUGGCUGGACUUGGGUGGGUACCAUCGCAGCCGAGGACGACUAUGGGAAAUAUGGCAUUAAGAGGUUCAAGGAGGUGGUGGAGGAAGCAGGAGUGUGCAUAUCCUUCUCUGAGACCCUUCCGAAAAUUAAGAACCCAGAGGCCAUCGCUCGCAUCGUGCAGACGGUGCACGACUCCACGGCUAAGAUCAUUGUGGUGUUCUCCUCUGAUGUGGAUCUCAGUCCUUUAGUGGAGGCACUACUACAAAGCAAUGUCACCAACCGCACAUGGAUCGCCAGUGAAGCUUGGGUCACUUCAGCUGCCAUUUCCCGUCAGCCCAACGUUCUGUCUCUUCUGGGUGGCACUAUAGGGUUUGCCGUUAAACGUGCGGAAAUACCCAGCCUGAAAAAGCAUUUACUGAGCAUUAGUCCAUUUAAUGACUCUCUGACAGAAGAAUUUUGGGGGAUAGUCUUUAACUGUACUACGAAUUAUACGCUGAUAUUAAAAGGCAUGAGGAGAUGCACUGGAGAAGAGAUGUUAGGGACAGUAGAUAAUACCUACUCUGAUGUAUCGCAGUUAAGGAUUACAUACAACGUCUAUAAGGCUGUAUAUGCUGUAGCACAUGCUUUACAUAACCUAGAGCUAUGCAAAACUGGAAGCGGGCCUUUUGAGAACAACACAUGUGCUGAUAUUACUAAUUUCGAGCCUUGGCAGCUCAUGUACUACCUGAUACACCUCAGAUUCAUCGUGCCUCACACCGGAGAAGAGUUGUUCUUUACUAAUGGUGAGGUGGAAGGCUUUUAUGAACUCUUAAAUUGGCAGAGUGAUUCAAAUGGAGGGAUUGCAUAUACACAUAUCGGUUACUAUAAUAGCACAGCGCCGCCUGAGGAGAAGUUGGUCAUUAACAAUGGCUCCAUCAUAUGGAAUAAUAAUGUUCUAAAGGCACCACGCUCUGUGUGCAGUGAACGCUGUCAGCCAGGCACCAGAAUGGGCAUCCGGCAGGGAGAACCAGUGUGUUGCUUUGACUGCAUUCCCUGUGCAGAUGGCGAGAUUUCCAACACAACAGAUGCACGAGGCUGUAUCCAAUGUGAUGGGGACUACUGGUCCAAUGCCAAUCAUGACGAGUGUGUGCCCAAGACCAUUGAAUUCCUGGACUUUUCAGAACCUCUCGGAAUUACACUUAUUGCCAUUGCUGCUUUUGGGGCUCUUGCGGCAAUUGUAGUUGCCAUCAUCUUCUUAAUGCACCUUAAUACACCUUUGGUGAAUGUCAAUGACCCUCUGCUUACCUUUUCUCUACUGUUGGGUUUGGUGAUCACCUUCUUGAGCGCCAUUGUGUUCCUUGGCAAGCCUCAGAUGUGGUCCUGCAUGACCAGUCAGGUGGCGUUGGCCGUUGGUUUUGCUCUCAUCCUCUCUUCGCUAAUGGGCAAAUCUGCUCUGCUUAUGCUGAGAGCCAGAGCUGUGAAAGCAGUCAAAGCUGCAGCCAAAGCUGCCAAAGCGGCUGCUGCAGCAUCUGAGCAGAGUCCUGACACCGCCGUCUUUGCUCCAGCUAUACCUCAAAAGAAUGACGUUGACCCCAUACAUCCAAGACACCAGAGGGUGAUAAUGAUCAUGUGCACUCUGAUCCAAGUCGUGGGCUGCACUGCGUGGUUAAUUCUGAUGCCUCCACACCCCGUGAAGAACACAGGCGUUCAGAACAUCAAGAUCAUCCUGGAGUGCGACCCUGGAAACAUCAUCUUUAUUUGCUCCAUCUUUGGUUACGACAUUCUGUUGGCUCUGGUGACAUUUGCAUUCGCUUUUGUGGCUCGCAAGUUGGAAGACCACUUCAACGAGGGCAAGAGCGUGACCUUCGGCAUGCUGGUGUUUUUUAUCGUUUGGAUCUCCUUUGUUCCUGCUUACCUGAGCACGCGGGGGAAGUUUAUGGUGGCCGUGCAGAUUUUUGCCAUCUUGGCUUCCAGCUUCGGCCUGCUUGCGUGUGUCUUCAUACCCAAGUGCUACGUGCUGCUUGUCAAACCAGAGAGGAACAAAGAGGAGAUGAUGAUUCCCCGAACCAAAUCACGUGACAUAGCUGCCGCCGCUGCAAGCUCUGCAUCGCUCGCGACCACCAGCAGCUCUGGUAAUCCUAAUGGAACCACGGUUUCCACUUUGUCUCUAGAAGAGUAAAGUACUAUGUCCCUCAUAAUACAGUCUUAUUGUAUAAGACUGCCAGGAUUCAAGGGUCUUUAUUAUACAUUUCGAUGCCAGAUCCAAAACAG
Molecule: messenger RNA, 2882 nt
Organism: Danio aesculapii
Lineage: Eukaryota; Metazoa; Chordata; Actinopteri; Cypriniformes; Danionidae
Product: vomeronasal type-2 receptor 1
Exons: 6
Coding region: 1-2790 (929 amino acids)
Biological process (GO): G protein-coupled receptor signaling pathway
Cellular component (GO): membrane
Molecular function (GO): olfactory receptor activity; G protein-coupled receptor activity
Source: RefSeq, a predicted model, not a curated record